GCAACAGCAAAGGUUUUGCUACCAUGGUUUCAAAAAGGAAGCUGUCGAAAGCUGAGACUUCUGGAGAGAAUGGCAAGGCAGAUCUGCCGAGUAGGUGCUCAGAAACAAAGAAGUUGCGGAUUUCUGCCCCUGGUGGAAUGGAGACUGAGGGAAUUUUUGAAGAGCUCAUUAGAACAUCAGGAAUUGUACUGAAAGCUGGGGAGGGACAGAAUGAAAUAGCUGUAGAUCAAAUGACUUUCCAGAAGAAGCUCUGCCUGGCUCUGGAGAAGCACCCAACUUACCCAGGUGUUGUGAAGCAAUUUAUCAGUGGUUUGGAAUCUCGCAUCAAGGACAGAAACCAGUUCAAGAACUGUCUCUUGCCGUGUGCUCCCAUCCAGACCGAGGGGUCAAGGACUCAACAUUCGUACUGUGACAGCCUCAUUAAACUGCUGCUUGGAAUUAAGAUCUUACAGCCUGCUGUCAUAACACUGUUGUUAGAAAAGAUUCCCGAAUUCUUUUUUGACAUCGUGGGCACCUUUGGAACAGAUUUUCCCCGGCUCAUCAUCAAUCAGUUUAAAUGGCUUGAUAAGCUUCUUGACAGCCAGGAUCUCGUCAAGAAGUUAAUGGAGCUGGUUAGUGUCUCUCCAGUGCCAAUCCAGCAUGAUAUUAUCACCAGUUUACCUGAGAUCCUGGAGGAUUCCCAGCAAAGUGAAGUUGCCAGAGAGCUCAGCUGCUUACUCAAACAGGGCAGGCGGCUGACAGUUCCAAUCCUGGAUGCCCUUUCUCGACUGGAUCUCGAUUCAGGCCUUCUGGCUGAGGUGCGGCAGUCUGCCAUGACCAUUGUGCCUUCUGUAAAACUGGAAGAUUUGCCUGUAGUAGUAAAAUUCAUCCUCCAUAACGUCAAGGCAGCAGAUGCAGUAGAGGUGAUUUCUGAUCUCCGUAAGAAGUUGGAUCUAUCAUCAUGUGAUCUGCCCAUGAAGAUCCUAAGUUCCCAGAAGAAGGUUAAAAGUCAAGUCCAGGCCAGUUCUUCCAUGAGCCAAGUAACCACCAGCCAGAAUUGUGUGAAGCUACUUUUUGAUGUGAUCAAGUUAGCUGUAAGAUUUCAGAAAGAGGUCUCUGAAGCAUGGAUUAAGGCUAUUGAGAACAGCACUUCUGUAUCUGACCAUAAGGUUCUGGAUCUGAUAGUUUUGCUGCUAAUCCAUUCUACAACCACCAAGUACAGGAAGCAGGCUGAGAAAUUACUGAAGAGCAAAAUCCGACUGGGCUGCAUGCCUGAACAACUGAUGCAGAAUGCCUUCCAGAAUCAUUCAUUGGUUAUCAAAGACUUCUUCCCUUCAAUCCUAGCAGUUGCUCAGACGUUUCUGCACUCUGGACACCCAGCUGUGGUUUCCUUUGGCAGCUGCAUGUACAAGCAAGCUUUUGCAGCCUUUGACUCUUACUGCCAGCAGGAGGUUGUCACUGCUUUGGUGACUCAUGUGUGCAGUGGAAAUGAGACAGAACUGGACAUUUCUCUGGAUGUGCUCACUGAUUUGGUGGUCCUGCACACAGCCCUGCUGAUGCGCUACGCCACCUUCGUGAAG
This is a messenger RNA of Nestor notabilis (Kea), 1559 nucleotides long. Its product is annotated as Fanconi anemia group D2 protein-like. Gene Ontology annotation, biological process: homologous chromosome pairing at meiosis; mitotic intra-S DNA damage checkpoint signaling; interstrand cross-link repair. The annotation marks the transcript as partial. The transcript has 16 exons. The record is from RefSeq and is a predicted model, not a curated record. Gene Ontology annotation, molecular function: DNA polymerase binding. Gene Ontology annotation, cellular component: nucleus; condensed chromosome. Lineage: Eukaryota; Metazoa; Chordata; Aves; Psittaciformes; Psittacidae.